UCCUGAUACAAUUUUAGUCAUUCUGAAAGAGCUGUAUGGUUCUUCCUCCUCCUUUGUAAGCCUGCAAAAACAGUUUUUUGAUCGAAAACAAAGAGAGGGAGAGUCUUUAAAGGAAUUCUCCCAUUCUUUGUGGGAAAUGAUUGAGACUAUCAAACGUGCAUAUCCAAAUAGGUUGAUGGAGCCAGAUAUUCUGGCUAGGGACCAGUUUGUGGAGUAUGUGCGGGAUAUGGCCUUGCGCCGCGAGUUAAAGAGUCUCAUAAGGCAACGUCCGGAAAUUUCUUUUUUAUCACUGCGUCAGGAGGGAAUCAGGUGGGCUGAAGAGGGUGAGAGGCCUGCAGGACAUGCUCAAGCUGGCCUACAUCAAUGUGGGGCAGAUGUAAAUUUAGGUGGAGCUUGCCAUGCUGUUGGGGCUGGACCCGAUCUGGUUUCUUUGCAAGAACUAUUUAAGAAACAGCAGUUGCAAAUUGAAAGCAUUAUAAAAGGUCUGUCUAAGAUGGAAACUGUACUUGACCAAUCUGUUUCUCGUGUCAAUAAGCCCAACUACCAGUUUACUGCAGAUGGCCAACCCAUUUGCCUCCGCUGUCGGAAGCCUGGGCAUGUCCUCCGCCAGUGUCGCCAGGGUCAGAGGCCACAAGCAUCCAGCGUACCCAGUGACCGGCCAGAAUGCAGCCCGGCUCCAGCUGCUGUAAUAUCGUCAGAACAGCAUCUGCAGCGGUUGGAGAUGGUCCUCAGCAGAUUCCAAAUGAAAGGCCUGAAGGCCAAAAUGAGCAAAUGCCACUUCUUUCAGAAAGAGGUGCAGUACCUUGGACACCGGGUGUCCAGUGAAGGAGUGGCAACUGAUCCAGACAAGAUUUCUGCCGUGGAAAACUGGAGGGUACCCCGAGAUGUGACUGAAUACAGUGACCAGGAUGUGCCUCAAGAGCAGCCGAACCAACAUGCCAACACCUCCUCAAAUAUUUCGCCUGACGUCGAGAAACCUGUGGUAGUGGCACAGCAGCAAAUCGGAGUCUUCCCAAGCAGAUCACCAGACGAUCUGGCUACACUGCAAGGUGCUGACCUCACCAUUGAAGUCUUUCUUUCAUUCUGGAAAAGAGGAAAGCCACCAAAUAUGGAAGAGAGGUUACUACUCUCAAAGGAUGUCAAGCGUCUUGUCCAGCAAUGGGAUCGCAUUCUGGAAAAAGAGGGUGUACUGUAUAGGCAGGUCACAGCCCCUCAUGGGGAAGUCUAUGCACAACUGCUUCUGCCCAUGUGCCUGCACGAAGAACUUUUAAAUAACCUCCACGACAAACAUGGACACCAGGGGGUGCGACGGACCACUGACCUGGCCAGGCAGAGAUGUUACUGGCCUGGUAUGGGGGCUGAUAUAGAGAACCACUGUCGGAGUUGCCAACGCUGUGUAUUGUCGAAAGCUGUCCAGCCUGGGGUGAAGACCUACCAGGGUACUCUGUUGGCCACCCAACCAAUGGAGAUACUGGCCAUAGAUUUCACCUUGCUGGAGCCUGCAACUGACGGUAAAGAGAAUGUGCUGGUCAUGACCGACGUGUUCUCGAAAUACACGCAGGCGGUGCCAACUAAGGACCAGACUGCUCUCACGGUAGCGAAAGUCCUAGUCGACAGCUGGUUCAACCGGUUCGGCGUACCAAAGAGAAUACACUCUGAUCAGGGGAGAAACUUUGAGAGUGCCCUCAUCCGGCAGGUUUGCCAGUUAUAUGGGAUUGAGAAGUCCAGGACUACGCCAUACCAUCCACAGGGAAAUGGCCAAUGUGAGAGAUUCAACCGGACACUUCACGACCUGCUCCGAUCUCUUCCCCCGGAGAAGAAGCGUGUAUGGCCAAAGUACAUCUCCCAGCUAGUGUGGGCAUACAACACCUCAGCACAUCGCUCGACUGGGAAUACCCCUUAUAGCUUAAUGUUUGGUGUGCCACCACGGGUCCCUGCAGAUUUUCUCUUGGGAGAAGGUACCCCAGAAGACACAACCAGCUCCUGGGAUGAGUGGGUCCAGCAGCAUCGGGAACGGCUACAAGUAGCAAGAGACUUGGCACGAAAUAACCUACAACAGGCAGCAGACUACCGACAGCAACAUCACAACCAGCAGGCACGCGAUGCAGGUUUUACAGAAGGACAGCUGGUCUACUUGAAGGAUCAUCAAUGUAAAGGUCGUCGCAAGAUCCAGGAUGUCUGGUCACCAGUUCUUUAUCUGGUGGUUAGAGUGCCCACUGAGUCUGGUGGGCCGUACACCAUUACCAGAGCUGAUGGCACUGCUGAUGUUCGGCGGGUGCAUAGGGCCGAGAUGAGGGCAGCGCAUCUUGAAAUUCUACCAUCUGCACCAAUGACACUUAACCCAUGUCUGUCGUCCAGCAACCAAGACAUCCCUGCCAGUGACUCCGGCAGUAGUGAAGAUGAAGAGAUCCUGGGUUGGAGAAGUAAAGGAAGACCGGCAUCAGCUCCCAGAAGAACAACCCGGGCUACUGCUGGAAGAAACCUAAACCCACUUAACCUUCCAAGGUCCACAGUGACUAGCAACAACGCAAUGGGUGUGGUGAGGGCGGCUGCUCCCUUGGUGCCUGAAAUGGUCAAUGACCACUUGUUUAGACCCUGGUUGUGAGUAACUUGUCGUCGGGGCGAAUGUGGGAAUCUGACGUCAUUGUCACCUGACGGUGUCACCUGAUGCGGUCACAUGUUUACACGGUGACCGGGUAAACAGGAAGCCAUAAAAAGUUUGCCGUCAGUUCAAGAAAGUCUCUCUUGGCUGCCUGUCACUGGUCUUCUCCCUCUCACAAAGGUAGGAAUAACAGUUUUAAGGUGGUUUUAUGGUCUUUUAAAUUAACUUAUGCAAGUGGCUCAUUUAGUUUGGUUUUAUUAGGGCGAGUGCAAGACGAGAUUUUGCCAUUUACGGAGGGAAACUCUCCCGACAAGCACAAGACCGGGUCUGUUAUGAGUAAUUUGCUUUUAAAUGGCGUUUUUAAACCGACGUUUUUAAUUGUGUUUUAAGGAACUUAUUUAUGUGUUUUUACAGAGCUUAAUGCACACAACCGGCCCAGCUACCUGGGAUAUUAAGUGACCAUUUCCCCGGCAGGAUUAAGCUGAGUUGGAAAUCUACUCUGUGGAAGUAUGCCUUGUUUUUAACUAUUUCAUUUUAUAUUGAGUUGGUGAAUGAGGCUGGCAACUAACAUGUUAUGUUGUUUCCUUUUCAAAAGGACCAGGCCAGCCACUGUCCUAUAGUGUUUCUUUUGUAUUUUCUUGUUCAUUUUCUUCAUGGCAUUUUCUUCGUAUUGGCAGUAUAAUCAUUGUAUUGUUUGUGUUGUAGGUUGCGCUCCUCUGCGGUGUAGGCCUGGGCCCGGGUGGAACGCUGCCUGCCUUCAGUGUAGGGACUGCACGGUGUGACACUUUAUUUUCU
Gymnodraco acuticeps is the source of this 3397-nucleotide messenger RNA. RefSeq lists its product as uncharacterized. The coding region runs from base 137 to 2605 and encodes 822 amino acids. Gene Ontology annotation, molecular function: zinc ion binding; nucleic acid binding. Gene Ontology annotation, biological process: DNA integration. The record is from RefSeq and is a predicted model, not a curated record. Lineage: Eukaryota; Metazoa; Chordata; Actinopteri; Perciformes; Bathydraconidae. The transcript is spliced from 3 exons.